Molecule: messenger RNA, 1929 nt
Organism: Drosophila eugracilis
Lineage: Eukaryota; Metazoa; Arthropoda; Insecta; Diptera; Drosophilidae
Gene: Naa30A
Product: N-alpha-acetyltransferase 30A
Exons: 2
Coding region: 391-1560 (389 amino acids)
Biological process (GO): N-terminal peptidyl-methionine acetylation
Cellular component (GO): NatC complex
Molecular function (GO): protein-N-terminal amino-acid acetyltransferase activity
Source: RefSeq, a predicted model, not a curated record
UACAGCUCUAGCCAGCUGUUCGCGCAUAUGUGUGGGUGCGGAUUUAUUCAUAGCUAAAGGAAAAUUGGCCGUUUCGGGGAUAUAGGAUUUUACAUAAGGGCAUGCCCGUACACACCUAGCGCCAUAGAUCAAGAUCGGGUCGGAUCUAUUUCCCCAACUCCGGAUAUUAGAACAAGAAUAAAGGCGACGGGUGCUCCGCGUGCGUGGGGGUGUGUGUGUAUGUUGGUGUAUAAAUGAAACAAGCAACUGAGAAAAUAUAACCAAAAAUAAAUCCGAGGUGCUCUGUUGCACGCGAGGGCUCUCAGUCCUCCCAGAUUAUCCCACAAGGAGCAACACACGCUUCUGUAAGACCCGAUCCAGUCGCUUUAUCGCGUUCAGGUUCAGACUAGGAUGGCGGAUACCCAGGCAGCUGCGGCUGGAAAGAAGAAGUACAAGAACAAGAAGAAUUCGGUGGAAAAGAAUCCCAAUCCUAGUGGCCAGGUUGAGCCACAGGCACCAAGCAAUGGGCAUGUCCAGCAUCAGACGAAUGAGGCGACAGAGAGUCGGGAGCCGGAAAAGGGGCUUAGGGUCCGGCUAAAGGAGCUUGACCUCUGCAAUGGCCAUGGCGCCUCGGAACAGGAUUUUAGACUGGUGGAUGUACCAGUGGAGGUCCUUAUUGGCUAUACACAUGGCCACAGUAACAACAAUCACAUACGAAACACUAGCGGCAGCAAUAACAAAAGCAGUCACAACAACAACAGCGUGGACAACAGCAACAACAACCGCAAGUAUCGGAGAGAAGGACGAGGAGGAUCAGAUUCAGAUGCCUCCAAUUCAGCAGAAAAACUCAUAAGAGCUACCAACAAAGCCACUGCCAACACACAAACAACCACAGCGACGGCCACAAAAGCAACAGCAUCGGAAGAGGUGGCUGUCGAAAAGGAUUUACAAGUUGUGACAGUGUGUCCCAUUACCAAUGAGGAGAGGCAGAUCUCCUCCUCUUCCACAGAGGAAGCUACGCCAACCAUUACAUCAGAGCCCCAGCUGUUAGAACCUGCCAUUUCAGCCAGUCAGAUCGUAUACAAAGAAUACGAGGCUGAGCACCAAAUGCAUGUAAGUAUAAUCCCUAAAAUCAAGCUCUGUUUUAUACUAAUCCCUCGAUACAUGCAGGACAUAAUGCGACUGAUUCAGGCGGAACUAUCCGAACCCUACUCAAUAUACACGUACCGCUACUUCAUCUACAACUGGCCAAAACUCUGUUUUCUUGCAUCGCACGACAAUCAAUAUGUAGGCGCUAUUGUGUGCAAGCUGGACAUGCACAUGAACGUGCGGCGCGGGUACAUCGCCAUGUUGGCAGUGCGCAAGGAAUAUCGCAAGCUUAAGAUCGGCACUACACUGGUCACUAAGGCCAUAGAGGCAAUGCUAGCAGACAAUGCCGAUGAGGUAGUGCUGGAAACGGAGAUGCGGAACCAGCCGGCUUUGCGGCUCUACGAGAAUUUGGGCUUUGUGCGUGAUAAGCGGCUGUUCCGCUACUAUCUUAAUGGAGUAGACGCGCUAAGGCUGAAGCUUUGGUUCAGAUGAGUGGAUCCGGCGGCUGCCGUUGAAAUUGUUGUCUAAGUAGCCGCCGAAGAUGUCGAGAUCUCCUCUGCGAAAGAACAGAGCGGUCCGCUCGUCCUAACCAGCUGGCAGCUUGUUUCGGCGCACUCUUUUUUGUAUCUAUUUACCUAGGAAGCAUCGUAAUAUCAGUUUUUCGCAGGCCCAACUUACCCCGCUCCUUGUCUCUCUUUCAUUUGUAAAUUAUUCUAUUAUGUAGCAGCAAAAGUAUAUCUGCAGAUCAAAUCAGUUUACCAGGAGCAGAUCACAAUGGACCCAAUCUUUAUAUUUUUGCAGAACGCACUUUUGUAUGCAAUACGUGAUUUACAUGCAUAAAAAUAAACAUUUAAAUCGUAA